Molecule: messenger RNA, 6144 nt
Organism: Apis mellifera (honey bee)
Lineage: Eukaryota; Metazoa; Arthropoda; Insecta; Hymenoptera; Apidae
Product: otoferlin-like
Biological process (GO): plasma membrane organization
Cellular component (GO): membrane
Source: RefSeq, a predicted model, not a curated record
UAAAUAUUUUUUUGCUUUUAAAGAUAUAUAAAAUCAAACAUCAAGAUCGAAUAUAUUAUUAAUUAGUUAUACGCAAACAAUCCUAUGAAAUUUGCCAAACAAACAUACGAUACAUCAAAUAGGGAGAAGUACACUACAAACAAUCGAGUAUAUCGAAACGCGAUGAGCCCCAGGAAAUAUCGUCAAAAUGCUUAUCAGGUUUGCGUAAAUAUUCUGAAAGCGAGACAUUUGCCCCAAAAUGCAAAUUCAAGGGUGGUGGUCAGAGUGGGGAAGAGGAAGAGGAAGACUGUGAUUCGCAAAAAAACGGACUCUCCGAUCUUCAAUGAGUACUUCGUGUUCGAUCUUUUGUGCGAGUUAGACGAACUAUUGAGCACUAAAAUUAUGAUAACCGUGUACGUGAAAACUUUUCUGCGUUACAAAUUUCACGGAAACGCGACUUUCGAAGUUGCUCUGGUGUGGGAUCAACCAGAUCAUCAAUAUUUUCACAAAUGGGCAAUGUUGACAAAUCCGAAGGAUCUUUCAGCGGGGCCGAAAGGCUACGUUAAAUGUAAUAUAACAAUUAAUGUAAAGGGAGAGAAGAUGAGAGUGCAUCCGGAGACAGAGGGCGAGGACGACAUCGAGGGGAACCUCUUGCUGCCGGUCGGUGGCGAAUUUGUAGCCUACAGGCAACGAGCUUUCUACAUUUUUACGAUUUAUCGGGCCGACGGUUUGCCAGACAUGAGCAGUUUCUGUAUGAAAAGCGAUUACGAGAAUAUCAACCCGUUUGUGCAGAUAUCGUUCGCCGGGAUGAAGGUUAAUUGUGAUAUUAAUUGGAUAUUUAUACAUUCUUUAUAUAAACUUAUCUUCUAUAAUAUUUGAUGAUAUUUCCAGCAAACGACGAGGGAGGAGUGGCAAACUUACAGACCAUACUUCAAUCAGAAGAUAAUAUUCAACGAAAUGUUUCCAUCUCUUUGCCAACGUGUCAGGAUAGCCAUUAAACAUCGCGUUAACACUUGUCGAACGUGCGUGGUCGCCUCUUACAUCCUCAAUCUGGCGAAAAUUUUCCAAUCCGGAAAGUACGGUAAAUUCGAAUCUCUCCCUCCUUUCUCAAAGAAAAGCUUGUGGAGAACGGAAGAAUAUUAUCUGGUCGCAGUGUUGUACGACGCGAGCAUGAUCGAUCGCAGGAGAUUUUGGAUGAGAUCGAUAAUCUUCGAGAUCAGCAUCGGGAACGCGGGCAACGUGCAAUUCGGCCAUAGCCAAUGCUUCGAGAACGAGAGAGAUAAGGAAGAUUACCACUUGUCAAAACUUGCACGUAUAUCAGACGCGUAUAUCAGAGGACAAGAAGCCCUCCCAAAUUUCUCGUUAAUUAACACGCUCGACGAGUUUGCACGUGGUAGAGCACGCAUCGUUGCCCCGUGUAAAUCGCGAUUAAUUCCCGAAGCAGGCAAGCAGACGGCGGAUCGGAGGCCGGAGUUCGAGAGUCAGACCGUGCCGCGAUACACCGGGACGCUGGACGGGAAAUAUAAUUACGUGCCUCUUGGAUCGCGAAAACCCUGCCUCCACGUUAAAUCCUGGUGGCCGAAUCUCGAGUGGAGGAUGCAUAACAGUAAUUAUUUGACUUUCGUCGCUAAUUUCCUGGUGAGAAUCGAUUAUGCGAAUAAAUUUUUUUUUCCAAAAUUCUCGAUAACCGGCCAAUUUUGCAAAAGGCAACGCGAGAAACAUUUAUACUUUCGAAAAUUUAUGAGAAAAAGUGAUGGAAAGUUUGCAACAGCGAAAUCUAAAGAAAUAUUUAAUAUAUCAGGAGCAAGGUUCUCACGGUUUAAUCGCGGAGAGGGAGCAAGUUUGUUUCGAAACUGGCACAGCGAUUUCCAGAAUAAUUUUAAUUCGUCUCGACAGGAGGAGAAGUUGGAGAAACUGGAAGGCAUGGUCGCACUCGAGAGCGCUGACGCUUACAUAUUCUACAACGCGAUGAUUUAUGACUUGAACAACCAUUGCAUCCGCUAUUUGGAUAUAUUAGACACGGGGCGAUACGACGACAGGGGUGGCACCACGAAACUCGAUCGGUAUCGCGUGAAUUUCUGCCGUAACGAGAUCGAGAACAUUCUGAAGAGGAUCAAGAUCAACGGCCAACUUCCAAACAACAAUUACAUCAGGAUCGCUAUGGUGCACGGAUACCAAUAUCUCGGCAAAGUGAAGAAGCUACAGGAAGAUCCCCAGCACAGCCUCCCGGACGUUUUCAUUUGGAUGAUAACCGGGUCGAAGCGGCGGGUGGCGUACGCCCGAUUUCCGGCCGAGAAAAUUAUUUACUCGGAGGAGGCGGCGGAGAAGGGGACGCUUUGCGGCCGUCGGAUGGACGUGUUUUUGAGAAAUCCAUGGGACAAGGAGGAGGCCGAUUAUAUGGCAUGCAAGCUUGAAAUUUUCCUCUGGCUUGGGAACGCUGAUUAUGUCGCUGCCUGUUGGUCCUCUAUCCCUCCUGGUUACAACGUGAAUCACGAACAAACUAUCUACACAUUCCCGAAAUAUUUGGAGUACACUCAUUCCACGAUAUUUCAGUUGCGUGCUCACAUAUUCCAAGGUCGCUUUGAUCCCGGCAUGGACACAUCCGGCUUGCUGGAUCCGCUGAUACGCGUCUGUUUCCACGGUUACUCCAUCUCCACCAGGGUUGUUAAGCAGACUCUGGACCCGUUCUGGGAUCAAACUUUGAUAUUGCCGCCGAGAACCGUGCACGGAUCGAAAGAGUACAUUAAAUUAAACCCGCCUAUAGUUAUAUUGGAGGUGUACGACUUGGACAUAUGCGGCAUAAAGGAGUUUUGCGGAAGAUGCACGGCGAUUCCGUUAGUUAAACUAGCGGAGGAAACUUACUCCCCGCCCGAUUUCCCACCGAAACUUGGGUGGUACAAAUUUAAAUCUCAAAGGGAUUUCUCUGGGUCGGUGCUCGCCGCCUUCGAGCUCAUAGAGGUAAAGGAAGAGGAUGAAGAUCUGGACAAACCGAUCCAUCGCUCGAUGUUGGAUACAAUUUACACCAUACCUGAAGAUAUCAGGCCGAAAAUGGCAAGUUACAGGCUCGAAAUAAUAUUUUGGGGAGUGAGGGAUAUGAAAAAGCUGUAUUACAUGCCCGUGAUGAAUCCACGGAUUAUCAUAGAGUGCGCCGGUAUCGACGUCAAGUCGGAAGUAAUGAGAAACGUGAAAAAAUUCAGCAACUUCAAGGAACCUCACGUAAUCACCGAAUUGGAUAUGCCAGAGCUCGAAAUCUAUUAUCCAAGCGUGGUAAUAAAAGCGUUCGACUCGCGGGGGCUCGGUUGCUUCAAGUACGUUGGAAUUUGCAUCAUACCGAGUAUCAACAUAUUUCUGGAGCAGUUGAUAACCGAGGAUGAUUACGAGGAGCAGAUAUACGGGACGAGAAAGAUCUUCAAACCUGUGAAACCUUUCGUGGAAAAGCCUGAAACCAUUCUGCCCCUGCCGAUCGAUUUCGAUCCGAAAAAAGAAGACGAGCAGAAGAAAUUAAUCCCUUACAAGAAGAUGGGAGACAGAAUCUCAUGGAUCAAGAAGAUUUUUCGCUGUUUGAAAUAUUUCUUCACUCAUCUGAUCCACGCAAGAAGGAAAAAGCGAAAAAAAGAAUUUCUCACGAGCGACGACGACGAGUCGCUAGACUGGUGGACCAAAUACUUCGCUUCCCUAGAGGUAAGCGUGAUGAUCAAAUAUCCACUCGAAAUAUCACGUAAUUGUGAAAAUUGUGGACGAUUCUUUCCAGGAGGAAAGAAGAAGGGAGCUGAACGGUAUUCCACCACCCGAACAGAAGGUCACAGCGACGUUCAAGGUAUCCUAUUCGCGUUUAGCGAAUUUUCACCAGCUCAGGUGUCUCAUUGGGCGGGACAGGUAUACGACGGAGAACUGGAGAUGCAGCCGCAAUUCUCCGGCUUCCAGGAUCGUCUGAGAACGUUCGAGCUGUGGAAGGGGCGGAAAAGCGAGGAUCCCGACUACGACAGCGAGAAUUACGUUGGAAAAUUCAAGGGUCGUAUUUGCGUGUAUCGCUGGCCUCACCCAAGCAACCUGCCUUGCAAAACGAGAAGCGGGAGAAGCGCGAGUGACGGCCUGUGCGACGAUUAUCCGCAUUCGGAGUCUAUCAAACUCGUGGUUAGACUUUACGUGGUGAAAGGCAUCAACCUGCAGCCUCAGGAUCCCCUAACCGGAAAGUCUGAUCCGUAUAUCUGUAUCCGGCUUGGUAAAACGUAUAUCAGCGACCAAAAGAAUUACAUACCGAACCAGCUAAAUCCAACUUUUGGACGGUUGUUCGAGAUAGAGGCAGUUUUCCCUCGCGAUUGCACGAUGAUCGUACAAGUAUGGGAUUACGACGCGACCACUGCCGACGAUCUGAUAGGGGAGACGAAAAUCGACAUCGAGAGUCGAUUCUACAGCAAACACCGUGCCACGUGUGGUAUAUCCAAGAUAUACGCGUCCGAGGGUUACAAUCAGUGGAGGGAUCGCGAGAAACCGACCCAGAUACUCGAGCAACUCUGCAGGAGGAACAAUCUUCCGUUGCCCGAGUACAGGCACCAUUACGUGAAAAUCGGACGGAAAAGGUUUCCCUUCGACGAAACCGAGCAUCCGGAAUCCGAAUUAAACGAAUGCAUGGCGUUGAGCGUGCUCCAUCGGUGGCAAGACUUCCCCAUUUGCGGCUGCUACCUGGUUCCGGAACACGUGGAGAGACGGCCGCUUUUUAAUAUAGGAAGACCCGGGUUGGAGCAGGGUAGAUUGGAAAUGUGGAUCGACAUGUUUCAAGUGGGCGAAGUACCUUUGAAACCGCCGGUCGACAUCAGCCCUCCCGUGCCCGAGGAAUACGAAAUUCGCGUGAUCGUUUGGAACACGGAAGAUAUACCACUCGUGGACAGUCAAUUUAUCACGGGUGAAAAGUGCUCGGAUAUUUACGUUAAAGGCUGGAUCACUUAUGACGAUUAUCAGAAGACCGACAUCCAUUACAAUUCUUUGAACGGGGAAGGCAAUUUCAAUUGGCGAUUCGUGUUUCGUGUGAUGUAUUGCAAGAGCGAGCGCGUUAUAAUCGUCCCGAAAAAGAUAUCCAUCUUUUCGUUGACCGACACCGAGGAAAAACUGCCGUGCAGAUUGUACCUGCAAGUUUGGGACAGCGAUCACUUCUCUCCAGACGAUUUUCUCGGAGCGCUAACGUUGAAUCUGUCCGCGAUGCCACGAGGAAGUCCGAAUUCGAAAAACUGUACUUUGAAAUUACUCAACCCGAAUCUGCCCACGAUUAAUUUGUUUAAAGUAACUCGAGUCAAAGCUUGGUGGCCGUUCGAGCAAAGCGUGAACGCUGGCCAAUACGUUCAAGCGGUGUGUAACAUUAUUUUUAUCAUUAAAUCCUUGUUUCGCUGUAUCAAUCGAAAAAUAAAAAUAUAUAUCGUUGUCUUCAUGGCAGAAAUCAAGGUAGUCUCGAUUAAAAAUCGAAAGCUUUUCGAUUCGUCUUUCAAAAUCACUCGCUCGAAGUAUUUUUUCGAUAACAAAUACCUCGAUUUCUUCCGACUCCAUUUUUAUUUUGUAACGAGUAUCCGUAGAGCAUUCGAAGUGGGCUCAUGUGAUGAUGUAAUGUGUACGAUCCAGGGUAAAAUCGAAAUGGAGAUAUCAAUAUUGAAAGCGGAGGAGGCCGACGAGAAUCCCGCGGGCAGAGGAAGAGAGUCGCCUCAAGAACUUCCGCCACCAAACCGGCCGGAGACUUCCUUCUCCUGGUUCCUGAAUCCGUGGAAAGCAUUUCGCUACGUGGUCUGCCGCUAUUAUAGAUGGAGGAUAAUAUGCUGCAUCGUGUGCUUGCUGUUGCUGGUGUUGGGCGGUUGCGCGAUUUACGCCUUCCCUGGCUACAUGGUGAAACGUCUUCUCGGCGCUUGAAUCGUCGGCGAGAAAGAAAACGAAAUCAUAGAAGAUAUAUCCAUUGGCCGAUCCAUUGCAGCUGGCCUGCUCGUAAAUCAGGAAUUGUGGUAUGGAUGAAAUAUCGAUUCUGACUACUCGACGACAAAACCAGUUCUAUAUUUCAACACCGAUUAAUUGCGGAGGGACUCACACACAAUGGACUCGCCUAUUUAACGAAUCGCCUAUUUUUCCAAUUAAUUCUUUAUAAAUUCGAAUCGAUAGAUCGUUUCGUUUUCUCUAUAGUAAUUUCGA